AUGGAAACUAUUCAGAGACUGCAAUACUUACCAACAACAUCAUCAGUGGUACCUGUAUCAUCAUCACAGAAAGUAUCUCUAGGAGUGACUAAUGCAGUAUCAGAUACAGUAGCAGAAAAUGCAGCAGAAGUACCUAAAGAAGCAAUACUAACAGAAGUAGAAUCAACAGCAGCAUCAGAAGAACCACAUUCAGUAGCAGCAGAAGUAACUCCUCCAGCUUUAGAACCAGCUCCUACAGCAGUAACACCAUCUCCCUCACCAGCAGUAGCAGCACAAACUACUUCACCAGCAAUAGCAGAAGAAACACCAUCAGCAACAGCAGAAGCAACUCCUCCAGCAGUAGAACCAGUUCCUAUAGCAGCAGCACCAUCUCCCACACCAGCAGUAGCAGAACCAACUCCUUUACCAGUAAUAGCAGAAACAACUCCUCCACCAGCAGCAACUAAACCAACUUAA
Schistocerca nitens (vagrant locust) is the source of this 456-nucleotide messenger RNA. RefSeq names its product calphotin-like. NCBI's taxonomy places the organism in Eukaryota, Metazoa, Arthropoda, Insecta, Orthoptera, Acrididae. The transcript has a single exon. The record is from RefSeq and is a predicted model, not a curated record. The coding region runs from base 1 to 456 and encodes 151 amino acids.